Perca flavescens (yellow perch) is the source of this 2061-nucleotide messenger RNA. RefSeq lists its product as uncharacterized. Bases 95 to 781 code for a protein of 228 amino acids. The transcript has 3 exons. Lineage: Eukaryota; Metazoa; Chordata; Actinopteri; Perciformes; Percidae. The record is from RefSeq and is a predicted model, not a curated record.
CAAGCACGACAAGUCUGGAGAGUCUGCUGUUUUUCAUUCUGGAUUGUUUGCGCCUUUGUGACCGUGCAAAUUCAAACCUCCCUGAGGUAUUCACAUGGUAGAAACAAUGUUUUUAUGCAACACGAGUGCCAUAAAGGACUGGAGCUAUUUUCUGUCUCAGAUUUUGCCUCUGAUGAAUAAAACUACAGGCUUGGUAAACAUCGACAAAGCGGAGGAUGUGACGACCACCAUGGUGACAGCUCUGCAGCCGGACGGCGCCAUGAGCGCAAGUAACCCGCCGCUCAACUCCAACCAUACCUCGGGCAUGGAGCACGUCUUUCAGUACUCUUAUUCCGAGAGUGACCUGCUGUACACGGACUACCGCACACCUGCACGAGACUCCAUCCCGCUGCCGAAAGCGGUUCUCUACCUGGUCAUGGCUGCGCUGGUGGUGGUGGCGGUGGCGUAUGCGAUAGUUGGGCACCUGGUCAAAGAUGUGGUAAAUGAGUUUGUCGGUGGAGGCAGGUCGAUGGUUGCUGAAGGGGACGGUGGUGAAAGCAGUGGACCAGACUUGGUGUUUGGCUCUCGUCGAGUUAGCAGCCGCAACAAGACAGAGAUCAACUGUAUCAGCAGCAACAUGAACGAGAUGAGCGAGUUGGGCGAGAGGCCCCGUCUGGUGGAGAUGGGCUACAUAUCCCUGAACCACACUAACUGCCUGAGCUCCGUCAGACCGGAGGAGACAGUGGUCACUAUAGACGAGACGUUACAGCAGCGACCUCCGGACACUCCCUCUGGGACUUAACCUGGGACCUUCUCACCUUUACCGGAGGGGAAAAUAAAGCAGCCAGUUAGCCUGCUUUUCUUGUGCAAGUGGAUUUACAAGUCUGUCAUGAAUCAAAGCUCUAUCCACUCUUUUCUCACCUGUAGGUGGGCUGUAAUACCUGCAACUUUGGAGCCAGAAGGGACUUUGAAUUGUCGGCCAUUGCUGGAACAUUAGAGGCAUCGGAUGCUGAUGUUUGUAUCUGAUGGGACUGCUUUCUGCGGAGGUGACGAGAGAGGACGGCCACAGCUGUUUUUGGACAAGCAGGCAGAAAAAACAAGUGUUUUUUUUGUUGUCAUUUUUGUUCUCAUCGUGCUGUCCCUUUUUUCAAGUGACACCCUUGUGAAAAUACCAGUCUCGUACCGCAACACAUGCACUUAACUUUAACCACAAACAGUAUGUAAUCACUCUAAAUAUAGAAUACACGCCGGUCAGUGCUUAUUGUAAUGUUGCCGCUAUAGCACGGUUAAAAACAUCGCCUUCAUAAAAACAAUCACAUCAGCAAAGUUUUUUAUUUCCCUGGUUGCUGUGAGACACUCAAAGAUGUUUUUCGUAAUUAUUGUAAAGUUUGUACCAAGCACCUCUAAUGACACCGGGAAGGCUACAAAUGUUCUUUUUUUUUUUUUUUUUGUUCACACAACCUGUUGAUAAAAUGAAAUGUAUUUUGUAGUUUCAUGUUAUUAGCUUGACGUGAACGAGCGCUAAAUCACCUUUAACAGCUAUGACUGCAAAAAAUGAAACACAAAAGUAUCAAAGCCAUUGUUGUUAGGCCUAUAUAUACAUAUAUAUAAAAAAAGUCAAGCUGAGUAAUUUCAGUGAUCAAAGACGUAUGAUUUCUGUCUAAACAUGGCACCACCUUUGAAGCAAAAAGUGUUCAUUGUUUGUUGAUCCUUGUAAUAUUUAAUAUUUCUUGUGUAAUGGCUUAAUGUCAAAGCCUUUGUUUACCUUUCUUACAGCACUGUUAAGGGCUAUGGACCACUGCUGAUGAUUCUCAAAGCUACAACUAAUGGGGCUUAUUGUGUGUGCAUGCUGGGAUCGCUAUACUCUGCACACGGGCAACUUCUGUAAACUGUGUUUGGGAAGAUUUUCUGAACUGCAGCUGAGAUAGAAUGAAGGGUGGAGAGGAUGAUUACAUUCUUUACGGCAUCUGAAAACUGACUGAAAUAUCAUUCUGUCAACUUCACACUGACAUACAUUUACUGAUUGAUCUUUUUAGUUUCAAAGUAAAUAGACAUUUUGGUAACACUUGAUUAUAACCACUC